This is a messenger RNA of Nannizzia gypsea CBS 118893, 1986 nucleotides long. RefSeq lists its product as hypothetical. The record is from RefSeq and is a predicted model, not a curated record. The coding region runs from base 1 to 1986 and encodes 661 amino acids. NCBI's taxonomy places the organism in Eukaryota, Fungi, Ascomycota, Eurotiomycetes, Onygenales, Arthrodermataceae. The transcript is spliced from 2 exons.
AUGGGUCGUUCCGGAAUAAAGACCGCACGGUCAUCGUCGUCGAUGUCUCGUUCGAAGCAACGCCGCCAAACGAUCAGCGGAAAAUCCCGCUCGCCACAGCUCAAGCUUAGGCUGAAGAAGAACAACAAACGCAGAACACUGCCUUCUAUCUCGAGUGAUGACUCAUCGAGUGAAGACAUGAAUUCUGGUCGUGAGGAUGAAGACGACGAAGACGGCGGGGACUCGAGUGAAGAUGAUGAUGAAGAUUCCACCCCAGCAGCAUUUGCCCCGUCUUAUGGUGGCAAGAAACGACUUGGCCAUAAGACGGGGCGUACUGGGGGGAUUUCUUUGUUGCAGGAUAGGAAGCUGAAGCGUCAGCAAGCUGCUGCUGACGAGGACGACGAAGACGAUGUACUUUCAGUCAGCUCCGUCAGCUCCGUUAGCCCUGGAGAAAUUGAUGAUUCUGACGACUCUGAUGAUUAUCAGGGCGUUGAUGAAGUGAGUGAUGGUGAAGAUGAAGAGUUGAUGUUAGAGAAAAUCGAAGAAGAGAUCAUUCUCGAGUCUGAAAAUGAAAGAUCUACUUUCACCAGGCUGGCUGGGAGUGUCAGUGGAGGAGACGAGUGGACAGGGCUGGAUGACCUUGAGCACCGCCCGUUCUACUCUGCUGGCUCUUUCUUCGAUGAUGAGCAUCUUCUCAUGCAGGCUGGAGGCCACAGUGAUCCCGUCGAUACAGGAUUGGCCAGUGAGGCGGCUGAGACCCCUGUUCAACGGCGAGUUCACUUCGAGACGGAUGACUCGUCCGACUCUGAUAAAUCUAGCGAUGAAGAUGAAUUGCUUCCGGACUUCUUGCAUCAGGAUCAACUUGAUCCUGAUCUACGACGUAUGAUCGAGACGGAUUCGACUCCCGGGCGAACACGAAGUUCCCAUGAUCUGUUUAUCAACAGUGACUUCUGUGAUUUGCCAUCUGGUAACAUUUAUCAUGUGGAGGAAUCCGAAAACUCGAUAGGAAGCUCGAGCGGUUACGAAUCUGAUGAUGGCGAAACCACUGAUGAGGAGGAUUACCUUCCUCUGGCUACCAUCACCCAUCCCAGGUCCCUUCUCCGCAGAGAGUCGAGUGCUUCGCUCUCCGGAGACGGAGAGGAAGGGAAGGCUGACUCUUGCCCCCCUCAACGAGGACCUCUGAGAGGAACCUUCAUUGCUGAUCCGCACAAACCCGUUGCUGUUGUUGCUCCCAACGGCAGGCAGCUAAUCCUCAUUCCUCCAUAUGCAUCUUCCCGCCAUGACUGGCUCGAAUCCGCUGCUGGUAGUCUAGUUAACACUGCCAACAACUCGCCCCGUACCGGUACGAUGAACAACAUCGAUGACAGUGAUACCGAUGCACUGGUAUCUCCUCGUCACACCGACAUGAGCCCUAUGCUAAGCUCCAACGCCAAUCUUAUGAUGAGCGCUCUGGGCAAUGACUCGGUAGGCCAGGUCAUGGGCCCUCCAGAGGCAUUCUAUCCUACCAACCGCUACUCGAUGGAUGCCAGUUACGAUGAAGAGGAGGAUGACAGCGAAGCCAUGCUUAACGUUAAUGACUUCAUCAACUUUGGCGACGGCUCGUCUGAUGACGAAGGCGACGACUUGGAUGAACCUACAUCUCCUGCUGCUGCAUCUACCAUCGGCUGUCUAACACCAACCCCCCGGCGCCCGUCCGGUACUGCCGCAGACAACGAUCAGACUCCCACUCAGGCAAGCAGUGCUGAGCGCCUUCUUAACCACCUUGAUCGCGGCAUUGUCACUGCGUUCCGUCGUAAUCAUAAUAGAUACCAGGCACUGAUCCGACUACCUCAUCACAAGGAGUUUUUACCCGCAAAUUCUCCAUCUCAGCCUGCUAGUGCCUUUAAACGCUCGAAUCCCCGCACUCCGACGAGGAAGAGACAGGCAAGCACAUACCUGAGCAGUGAGGCCGUCCGGCGAAAGCUGGUCGACUCACACCGCAGCAGGAGGAACACUGUUGCUUAUUGA